AAACUUAGCUCCGUCACUGAAAAUGACCUUGGCCACUUUUCAAAAAUACUUUCAUCCACUUCCAUUCUCUCUACCCUCCCUCCAAUUUCAAAUCCACCCGAGGAGCUUGCUCAGUUCAACAAUGAUUGGAUGGGCAGGUUCCGUGGUCGCUCUACUACAGUCUUGAAACCAAAAUCAACACAUCAAGUCAGUCAAAUCAUGAAGUGGUGCUAUGACAAGCGCAUCGGCGUUGUCCCUCAAGGAGGGAACACCGGGCUCGUAGGAGGCAGCGUCCCAAUCAAUGAUGAAGUCGUCCUCUCUCUCUCAAACAUGAACAAUGUUCGCUCGUUUGACCCCAUCUCUGGUAUCCUUGUCGCAGACGCUGGGUGUAUACUACAAUCUCUGACCGACUAUGUCGCGCCUUAUAACCACAUCAUGCCGAUCGACCUUGGUGCAAAGGGCAGUUGUCAAAUCGGUGGUAACGUCGCCACGAAUGCUGGAGGUCUUCGGCUAUUGCGUUAUGGUUCGUUACACGGCACUGUCUUGGGAUUGGAAGUCGUACUCCCCGACGGUACAAUUCUUGAUCAGCUUACUACCUUGCGAAAAGACAAUACUGGCUACGACCUAAAGCAACUUUUUAUUGGGGCGGAGGGGACCCUCGGCGUCAUUACUGGGGUGUCAAUCUUGACACCCCCAGCACCUCAGGCAUCAAAUAACGUUAUUUUGGCUCUCCCCUCAUUCAAUAACGUUCUGCCUUUGUAUCAAACUGUUAAGCGUCAACUAUCGGAGAUUCUUUCAGCGUUCGAGUUCAUCGAUCGCACAUCUUAUGAUUUGGCUGUAAAACAUGGUCAAGGACGGGCACUCAGCGAUGACGAGGUUGCCGGAGCUGAGUGUUUUGUUCUGAUAGAAACCAGCGGCGGCAGACGAGAGCAUGACGAAGAGAAACUCUCUGAUUUACUUGGAAAUCUUCUCGAAGCUGAUAAACCCCUUGUAAAUACAGGCGUUUUAGCCCAGUCACCGGCUCAAUUCUCGUCGCUCUGGGCUCUACGUGAGGGCGUAACAGAAGCAGUGUCCAAGGAAGGCAAAGCGUAUAAGUAUGACAUCUCUGUUCCUUUGUCGUCCUUCAAGGACGUAGUCGAUGGCACCCGUGAACAUCUACGAGCUAAGGGCUUGCUACACGACAAGGCCGUAAAACACGUUUUAGGUUAUGGUCAUGUUGGCGAUGGCAAUUUGCAUUUAAACAUUGUUGCGGACGCCUAUCUUCCAGAGAUCCAAGAUGCGCUCGAGCCUUACGUUUAUGAGGUAGUUGCUUCACAUAGGGGUUCGGUGUCGGCUGAACACGGGAUUGGCGCCAUGAAAACUCACGCUCUCCAUUACUCGAAGAGUCCAGUUAGCAUUGCACUGAUGAAGAAAAUAAAGGAGAUAUUUGAUCCUCGAGGGAUUAUGAAUCCGGGAAAGGUGCUGGAGCAUGAUUAGUAUAUACCAAGAGGAUGUGUUAUUUGUAGGGUGGCCUUUUGGCUUGAAUCAUUGUGAUU
Laccaria bicolor S238N-H82 is the source of this 1514-nucleotide messenger RNA. RefSeq lists its product as uncharacterized. Gene Ontology annotation, cellular component: mitochondrion. The record is from RefSeq and is a predicted model, not a curated record. The transcript has 7 exons. Gene Ontology annotation, molecular function: FAD binding; catalytic activity. Bases 130 to 1455 code for a protein of 441 amino acids. NCBI's taxonomy places the organism in Eukaryota, Fungi, Basidiomycota, Agaricomycetes, Agaricales, Hydnangiaceae.